CUAUCGUUGAAAACUAAAUGGGUGUGACCCACAUACUUUUAGCUGUGUCGUCUUCACUGAGCUGCGCAGUAGAGUUUCAUUAUAGUUUAUUCACCCAGUCAGCCACUCCCAUCUGAAAUUUUUAGCUAUUUUGCUUUGAGGUUCAAAUCUGGUCGUGUACCUUAAAACGGGAAUUUGAAGUUACCACGCAAGAAGAAGAAGAAGUUUGAGCUUGAAAAGAGAGAGGAAGGGUUUUACCUGGAGGUACUUGAACUACACACUCCUAUCAGCUGCGGGUCAUGGGGGACAUCAAAAAAGGGAAGAAGGUGUUUGUCCAGAAAUGUUCUCAGUGUCACACGGUGACAGAGGAUGGACGCCACAAGGUGGGACCCAAUCUGUGGGGUCUGUUUGGGAGGAAGACAGGACAGGCACCUGGCUUCUCUUAUACACAGGCCAACAUUGAUAAAGGUAUCAUAUGGGACGAGGAAACUCUGAAUAUCUACCUUCAAAACCCUAAGAAGUACAUUCCUGGUACCAAGAUGAUCUUCAGUGGUAUCAGAAAGAAAAAGGAAAGAGCGGAUAUUAUAGCCUAUCUAAAGGACGCUACCUCCUAAUGUACUGAAAACACAGAACACACUCAUACAGCUGUGGACAGAUGUGAAAGUCGUGUGCUCUUUGUUUUAAUUCUGAGUUCAUAAUUUACAAUAGUUUUAUUUCAAAUUUGCAUCACAGCAUUUUGUUGCAUUACAUUGGUGCCACACUGUCUUUGUGUGUAGGAGACUGUUUUUAAUUAUCAUAUGAGUCAGCCUUUGUGUGUCUUGAGUAUUUUCCAGACAUUGCUCAGUCAAAGCUUCUUAAAGAGGCAGCCGACCCUUUGGGAUUUUCUUUGAGUUGUUUACCUUCAAGUCUUACUACUGCUUGCACAGAAACUACACACAUUUGUGUCACUUUAACUCUUAUCGCAGUGGCGCUGAUUCCUGAAAAGUUUAUUUUUCUAUUAUAUUAUGUUAACUACUUAUUCGGUCUCUUUUUUUUUUUAUGUACAAUCGUGUUUCCAAAGAGUUGGCACACUGUGGACUGGACUCUGUAAAACGAAACAAAAUGUGAUGAUGUGCAAAACAUUAAUGCCCUAAAUGAGCACAAAGACAAUUUAUCAAAUGUUGAAACUAAAAAAGUUUUAUUGUUUUUGGAUAUUUAUGUGCCCAUUUUGAAUUGCCAGCAACAUAAAAAAAAAGUUGAGAUGGUGGCAACAAAAGAUUGGAAAAGUUGUUAGAACAUCUCACAGUUAAUAAGGUUAACUGGCAACUGGUAAUGAGAUUGGGUAUAAAAGAGCAGAGAGGCUAAGUAAAGAUAGUAAAAAAAUUCUGUACACAGGGAACAAGUCCAAAAGCCAAUAUUGGAUGGCUGUGAUCUUCAGGCCCUCAGACGGCACUGCAUCAAAGACACCAUUCUGUCAUGGACAUGGCACAUUAUGAAAUGCUGAACUGUUGAGCAGCUGAUAUCCUACAUCAAGCAGGAGUGGGAAAACAUUUUACUUUCUAGAUCAGUUCCCAGGCUUACAGAGUGUUGUUAAAAGAAGAGGUGAUGAACAACAUGAUCCUGCCCCAACUAUUUUUAAAAUGUGUUGCUGGCAUCAAAUUCAAAAUGGUAAUAUAAUUAUCCACAACAUUUGACACGUUGUCUUUGUGCUAUUUUCAAUUAAAUAUGGAGUUUCAGUGUUUUGCACAUCUCCAUUUACAUUUUACACAGCACAUCAUGUUUGGAAACAGGGUUGUACGUUAAGUGGUGCUAGACGGUUUACUUUAUUUUCUUUUUUUUAUGUUGUUAUAAAGGUGCACUUUAAAAUGAGUAUGUCUUUUCUAAAUUCAUGGAUCAUGUUGGCAAUAGUAUAUAUGUUAGGAACAGUGUAGUAAAAUAGUCAUGUCAAAAAAACAUACAUUUUUAAAAAAAGUAAUAUUUAUAGUUCUUACACUUGGCCUACUAAUGCCAGUGCGUUACAUCAUGUUCUUUUUACUGAGUUUUUAUUGAGUUUGUUUUAUACUCUGUUGUUAUUUCUUUUCUAAACAAUACCUUGACCUUGACUUGAGUACAUGGAUAUACCAUUAAAAUACUUCCAUCCACA
This is a messenger RNA of Larimichthys crocea (large yellow croaker), 2101 nucleotides long. Its product is annotated as cytochrome c-a. The record is from RefSeq and is a predicted model, not a curated record. Bases 279 to 593 code for a protein of 104 amino acids. The transcript is spliced from 3 exons. Gene Ontology annotation, molecular function: heme binding; electron transfer activity. Lineage: Eukaryota; Metazoa; Chordata; Actinopteri; Sciaenidae.